Dracunculus medinensis (Guinea worm) is the source of this 426-nucleotide messenger RNA. Lineage: Eukaryota; Metazoa; Nematoda; Chromadorea; Rhabditida; Dracunculidae. The record is from the annotation of a GenBank genome assembly.
AUGAUUAUUCAACUAGUGUCAUUGUUUUUAUUACCUAUAAGUGUAAUAUGUCUUGGUACAACGCAAAGUGCUGGAGUUAAAGGAACCUUGAUGUGCGAUAAUAAACCAGCCAAAAAUGUCAAAGUGAAGCUAUACGAUGAUGACAGAGGAGUGGACACUGACGAUCUUAUGGCCGAGGGUAGGACAGACGAAAAUGGACAUUUUGAACUUCGAGGCUAUACGGAUGAGUUCACUACAAUUGAUCCUAAACUGAAUAUUUAUCAUAAAUGCGGAAAAUUAAUUCCGAUUUGUGAUCGUAAAAUUACAAUAUAUAUCGAUGACAAAUAUGUGAGUAAAGGGAAAGUACCGAGCAGAAUUUUUGAUGCUGGAACGAUCCAAUUAUCGGGAAAAUUUAAGGGUGAAACAACGGACUGCUUCAACUCAUAA